Messenger RNA from Lactuca virosa, 450 nucleotides. Lineage: Eukaryota; Viridiplantae; Streptophyta; Magnoliopsida; Asterales; Asteraceae. The record is from the annotation of a GenBank genome assembly.
AUGGCUUCUAUGAUCCAAGAAAAUUGGGCAACCAUCAAUGGCCAAGAUGGUUUUGAUGAGUUCGAGCCAUUGGAAAUCGAUGACACCCUUUGGAUGUCAAUUCUUGAUGAACCACAUGUAGAUGAUGAGUGUGAUGAUGAGAGGUUAUCGAAUGUGAUUCGGUCUUUAGAAGCUGAGAUUAAUCCAAUUGUGAUUGAUGAAAGUGAUAUGAGUUUAGAGCUAGAAUGGAAUGCUGAUUGGGAGGGUAGUCAUCAGUUUUCGACCAAUCAGAAUAUUUCUAAAUCGCAUGAUCUUGAUUAUAACUGGAUGGAAAUUGAUGAUAUGUACAUCCAAGGGUAUGAAGAUGGAAUUGGUGGUAUAAUAGAGUUUGGUGGCGUUAAAGAUUUUUCCCAAAUCUCUUAUGGAGUGGAUGAGCAUGUUUAUGGUGCUUUGUGGCAAGAAACUAAUUGA